AUGAAAAAAGCAACUGAUGGGAACUAUUGUAAUAAUAUGAACUAUAUUCUUAGAUGAAAAUGAAUACAUAGCUAAUUAGGAGGAUAAAUUACUUGAGAAGAUGAAAAAGAAACAGGUAUGAUAAUGUCUAAAAGAGGAACGAGAAUUGGAGCAAUUAAAAUUAUAUGAGCAAUAAUAAAUUGAAUAACAUAGAAGAAAAUAUACUCUCUUAGAAUCCACUCGUUCAAAAUAGCAAUAAGUAGAAUUAGCCUUAAAGGAGAAGAGAUAAAUGGUGAGUAUAAGCAUUUUAUAAAUCUUCUAGAUAGAAUUGAAGAGAAAAGAAAAGGAGAAAGAAAAAUUGUUUUAGGUGCAAAAGAUGGAAUAAGAUAAAUUAAAAGAAUUGACAGAAAGGGAAAUCAGUAGAGAUUUCAUUAUAUAAGAAUUGCAUAGCAAUAAACAUAGUCAAUAAGGAGCAAUUGUAGAUAAGAUUAAACCAUCUAUUGUAAAAAAGUAAUAGUAUAUUUUAUGUUAGAAUAGCUGAAGGAAUAAUAAAUACAUAAUAGGAAGAAAUAUUAAUAAAGAAAGUUGAGUUGGACAAAAUAAAGAAGGAAUAAGAAGAAUAGAUAUAAGAUUUGAGAGAGAGAAAGGAAUUGUUAUUGAAAGAGUUGAAGUAAGCAAAAAGAAAAUAAUUAAAAAAAGUGAAGCAAAAAAAUGAAGCAGAAUAUAAAGCAUAAUAUGAAGAAAAUAUACAAAAAGUAGAGCAUUAUAAGAAAAAGUUAGAUGAUAUUGAAGUGAAUCAAUAAGUUAAAAUUGAAUUGAUUGAAUAAAAAAAAAAGGAGAAAAUGGAAAAAUUAAAAAAAGUGAUGGUGUAUUUAUUAUCUUGAUUUUUUAGGAAAAUUAUAAAAAAAUAAUGGAUGAAAAGAAAGAAAAAGCUAAAUAAAAAGCUUCACAAUUAAACCAAAAGAUCAAUUAGAUUUCUGAAAGGAUGAAAUCAACAGAAGAUAAAAUGGAGUAAUUAGAAAAAGAAAAGGCAAAACAUAGAUAAAAUGUAAAUUCUAUUAAAUUUUAAGAUUAAAUUUAGAAAUGGGAGUAUUCAAAAUCAUAAAUCAGAAACAUAAAAAGACAAGCUUAAAUAAAAGGAAUAAGAGCAUUUAAAGUCUAUUACAGAAACUCAAUCAAUUUAUACACUCAAAUUGUAAUAAGAAAAACAAAAAAAAGAAGAACUCAUUAGGGAUCACAAAAAGAAGGCUGCGAAAAUAUUAAAAGAGAUGGUGGAAAUUAAAGAAAAAAAGUUAAAAGAGAAAUUGGAAAAAGCAUAAUAAUUUAAAGAUGAAAAGGGAAAAUUGUUCAUUCAAUAUCAGCAACUAGCUAAAGAAAUUGAAAGAAGGAAAUACAUGUUACUUUUAAGCAAUCUUAAAAAUAAUAAUAUAGAAGAUAAAUGA
Paramecium octaurelia is the source of this 1421-nucleotide messenger RNA. NCBI's taxonomy places the organism in Eukaryota, Ciliophora, Oligohymenophorea, Peniculida, Parameciidae. The record is from the annotation of a GenBank genome assembly.